Messenger RNA from Dicrocoelium dendriticum, 1423 nucleotides. The record is from the annotation of a GenBank genome assembly. Lineage: Eukaryota; Metazoa; Platyhelminthes; Trematoda; Plagiorchiida; Dicrocoeliidae.
GGACAGCGUCUCCGGGACUGAAACCAUAUUAGCACUUGCUCGUUCCAUCUUCGUUUUCACUUGGGUGUAGCACAAUUUAUUCGCCUGAAUUGUUUGUACUUCACUAUGCUGAUAGGUGCGCUCAAUAAUUUUGCAGCCUCUGUGAGCAAAACGGGUGGUGCUUUCAAUUUGCUGUUAGAAUUAGUUGAAAAAUCGUCGGAUCUUCUGCUCCGCAAUGCUGCGUCUCUUGACGGCAUUUUCGAAAGCUUUGAUUUUGAAAAAUACACUUGUCUUCAUGCUGCUAUUUUGCGAGCAAAAUAUUUGUCGAUGGUGAACUUGGACAAAGAAGUUAUCAUUAUGCAAACAAUAGCAUUCUUCGAACAUGGCAACCCCCAGGAUUAUCGGAACAUCUCCUUAUAUGUACGCACCAUUUCACAAGAAUUUACUAAUCGACUUAUUUCCUGGGGGAUGGCAGCGCGUGGUAUUGCUCCAUUAAUUAUGGGCAUACAUAAGCUACAGCGCACACCACACCAACUCACUUCCCUUCAUGCUGACCUUUGUCAACUCGCCUUAUCAGCCAAAUUGUUCAACCCCGUUAUUCCCAUACUGGAUGUGGAUAUUCUUGAAGUUGACAAAAGUUAUUCAUUCAUAGAUGCAAAGGAUUACUUACUCUACUUUUAUUAUGGUGGGAUGAUUUACGGUGCCCUGAAGAACUGGAGCCGGGCGCUGCAUUUUUUCGAACUGUGCUUUAUGAUCCCAUCCAUUUCUCUCAGUUGCAUUCUGAUUGAGGCAGCGAAGAAGGCCAUACUCGUCUCCCUAAUUCUUAACGGAAAGUUCACAACCGUUUUGGAAGUUCCUACGCCCUAUCUUGUGUCCCCAAAACCCUGGAAACGAUAUUGUCAGCCUUACUUGGCAUUGGCAUCAGUCUUUCAGAAACAAGAUCCUGCGGCAUUGGCCUCUUUAGUGGCAGCACACCGCGAUGUGUUCGUCGAGGAUCACAACUUUGGCCUGGUUAAACAAGUUUUGAAAAGCCACAUAAAACUUCGAAUCCACAGUCUGACGAAGACCUUCAUGACCAUGUCUCUAUCCGAUGUUGCCAAUCGCGUGAAGCUAUCAGGCCCUCAAGAAGCAGAACGAUAUCUGGUUGAAAUGAUCGCAUCCAAGGCCAUUUUCGCUCGAAUUGAUCAACGAGAUGGAACGGUUUACUUCUUAGAUGAUACCGAGCAAUACUGUUCGAUGGAAAUGUUUCUGAAUCUGCAAAAAAAGAUGGAGGAGUGUGUGGCUCUUGAGAAGCACUUGAUGGAGGUAUCCGAUCAACUGGUCGAAAGCCCGGGUUAUGCAAAGCGGAUGUUGGAACUGGAGACAAAAACCUCCAAGACCUCGGGAUGUUACUGAAUCAACCCAAAUGAGCCCCUUAGUACUGCGAGAAUAUAAUCAUGAGCAC